AUGUCGAACGCGUACCAGUCGAUGACGACGCCCAACGACCAAAAGAAUUACGUCAACGACGUCGGUCAAGUCGAGUGGGGCGCGAUCCCGCUCAACGCUGCCUUGGAUAAACUCAAGACGACCCGCGAAGGGCUCAGCACGGGCGAGGGUCAAAAGCGCAUUGAAGAGCACGGCCCGAACAAGCUUCCGGAGAACAAGGUCAACAAGCUCAUGGUUUUCCUUGGCUUCAUGUGGAACCCGCUGUCGUGGGCGAUGGAAGUCGCCGCGAUCUUGUCCAUCGUCCUCUUAGACUUUCCCGACUUUGGUCUCAUUGUCGCGCUCUUGUUGCUCAAUGCGUGCAUUGGGUACUUUGAAGAGAUCCAAGCCGGCGAUGCCGUCGCGGCCCUCAUGGGUCAAUUGGCUCCCGAAGCCAAGGUCUUCCGCGACGGCGCCAUGACGCGUAUCCCGGCCGACCAGCUCGUCCCUGGCGACGUCAUCCGCAUCCGUUUGGGCGACGUUCUCCCCGCCGACGUCAAGUUCCUUGAAGGCGACCCCGUCAAGAUCGACCAGUCGUCGUUGACGGGCGAAUCGCUCCCCGUGACCAAGUCCACGGGGGACGAAGGGUACUCUGGUUCGGUGUGCAAGCAAGGCGAAAUCGAAGCCGUGGUGACAAACACUGGCGUCAACACGUUUUUGGGCCGCGCGGCGGCGCAGAUCGCCGGCGUCGAGUCGCAAGGCCGUCUGCAGGAAGUGCUCACGACCGUGGGCAACUUUUGCAUGGUGUCCAUCAUUGCGUGGUGCAUCAUCGAGCUGGUUGUUCAAAUGGGGUCCCGCGCCGACGAGAACCCGUGCUUGAUUAUCGCGGACGGUUGUUUGGGUGUGGCCAACAUUUUGGUGUUGAUUGUCGGCGGCAUUCCCGUCGCGAUGCCGACGGUGCUGAGCGUGACGUUGGCGAUCGGGUCGUCGGCGCUGGCCAAGGAGAAUGCGAUUGUGACGCGGCUGACGUCGAUCGAAGAGAUGGCGUCGAUGGAAGUGCUGUGCUCGGACAAGACGGGGACGCUCACGUUGAACAAACUGAGCGUCGACUUGGACAACUUGAUCCCGUACAACGGGUUCGACAAGGCGCAGAUCAUCCGCGACGCUGCGUUGGCCGCCCGCGUCGAGAACCACGAAGCCAUCGACGUCGUGUGCUUUGAGACGUACCCGGAAAAGGACACAAUGUGGGACACGUACACGCUGCUGCACUACACGCCGUUCGACCCGACGACCAAGCGCACGAUUGCCAAGAUUCGUGAAAACGCCACCGGUCGCAUCUUUCGCACGUGCAAGGGGGCGCCACAAGUGUGCUUGGACAUGGACGUGAAUGCCGACGAUCUCCGUGACGAGGUCGAAGGUCGCAUCAACGAGUACGCGGGCCGCGGGUACCGUGGGUUGGGUGUGUCGAUCUCGGAAGGCGACGUCCCGCUGGACAAGGCCGAGUGGAAGUUGGUCGGGUUGAUGCCGCUGUUUGACCCGCCUCGCCACGACACGGCCGAGACGAUCCGUCGCGCGAUUGACUUGGGUGUCGCCGUCAAGAUGGUGACGGGGGAUCACCGCGUCAUUGCGGUCGAGACGUGCCGUCAAUUGGGCAUGCCGACCAACAUCUUGGACACGCGCUUCUUCAACCAGGCGCCGCCCCCCGGCAUGAACUUGGCCCAGCUUGUGUACGAAACGGACGGGUUUGCCCAAGUGUUUCCCGAGCACAAGUUUGAGAUUGUCCGCCACUUGCAAAGCCUCGGCAAGGUCGUCGGCAUGACUGGCGACGGGGUGAACGACGCGCCGGCGCUCGCCCAAGCCGACAUUGGGAUUGCCGUCGACGACUCGACGGACGCAGCCCGUGCCGCCGCCGACAUUGUGCUCGUGUCGCCUGGGUUGAGCGUCAUCAUCACGGCCAUCCGCAUGAGUCGCGAAAUCUUCUUGCGCAUGAAAAACUACGCCAUGUACUCGAUUGCCAUGACCGUGCGCAUCGUGUGCACGUUUGGUUUGUUGACGGUGUGCUACAACUGGACAACGUGA
Messenger RNA from Aphanomyces invadans, 2034 nucleotides. RefSeq names its product plasma-membrane proton-efflux P-type ATPase. Lineage: Eukaryota; Oomycota; Saprolegniomycetes; Saprolegniales; Verrucalvaceae. The record is from RefSeq and is a predicted model, not a curated record. Gene Ontology annotation, cellular component: plasma membrane. Gene Ontology annotation, molecular function: ATP binding; ATP hydrolysis activity; P-type proton-exporting transporter activity. Gene Ontology annotation, biological process: proton export across plasma membrane; regulation of intracellular pH. Bases 1 to 2034 code for a protein of 677 amino acids. The transcript is spliced from 2 exons.